Messenger RNA from Lineus longissimus, 3706 nucleotides. Its product is annotated as leucine-rich repeat and coiled-coil domain-containing protein 1-like. The coding region runs from base 86 to 3148 and encodes 1020 amino acids. The record is from RefSeq and is a predicted model, not a curated record. The transcript has 27 exons. Gene Ontology annotation, cellular component: cytoplasm. Gene Ontology annotation, molecular function: protein binding. Lineage: Eukaryota; Metazoa; Nemertea; Pilidiophora; Heteronemertea; Lineidae.
GCCAUAUUUGAUUUUAAACAAGGUUUUAUUCUUGUUUUAUUUUGGCAAGGCCAAGCUACAUCAACAGGAGGAUUUAACAUAAGGGAUGGAGUCGGGCGCCUUUGAAAAUGCUGAGACCGAGAUGUGCCUCCUGGACUCGGGCGUCCAAAGUCUGAAAGACGUGCCUCUUCAUCCUGGGUUACAGGUCUUGAAUCUUCACUGCAACUACAUCAGGGAGAUUGAAAAUCUUCACAUGCUGCGCUCGCUGUUCCAUCUUGAUCUCUCCUCCAAUCAGAUCAACUCUAUUGAGGGCCUGGAAUGUCUUGUCUCGCUCAAAACGCUUAACUUGUCUUGUAACAAUAUCAGAGUUGUCAAGAGUAUUGAAAAUCUUAGAAAUCUUGUGAAGUUAAACCUCUCCUACAACCAGAUCCACAACCUGGCUGGCUUUCUCCUCCUACAAGGCCACUCCUACAAGUUGAUGCAUGUUGAGCUCCACGGCAACCAGAUUGUCUCGCAGGAAGCUGUCGUUGAUGCAUUCAGAGGAUGCGCCAACUUAAAACAUUUGAUGUUUGCGAAGGAUGGUGCAGAGAAUGCUGUGUGCUGUUCAAAAGGCUAUCGCAUGAACCUCCUAAAGAGCCUCCCACUGCUGCAGAGCCUGGAUGGUUUUGACAGGCUAGGACAGCUGAUCAAGUCGGAUGACCUCUCGGAUAUUCCAGGUUUGGAGGACUACAUGGAAUUCUUGAUAUCAUCCACGUCAACUUCAGAUGUGAACCCAAUUGCCUUAGCUACCCCGCGGAUCGACGCUGCCCUUGAGAAGUUCAAGCACGAACCAGUGAUCAUGUCCGAUACUACCACUACCUCAACCACCGACCAGGAACAUACUGCUCCGACGAGGCUUAUUCCCAGAGAGGAGGUCAAUUUACGAGGAGAGAGUGCAGAGAGGCUUGAGAAACUCGAGAGGCAGCUGGCUGAGCUAAUGGCCAAAAAGAAGUCUGCUGGUUCUAAUGGUGACACAAGCUCAAGAUCCGAAAAAGGGACGAAAACCACAAAGACGAAAUUGGCAAAUAAAAAGGGUGCAGCCAUCUCAGAUGAAAGUGAUGAUGAUCUGAUACCAAGGAAAGAACGCCCGAGUAGAACACCCAGGAAAAAGACGGCUGGGGGGAAAACACCGAGGAAAACGGGGAACACUGAUAAGAGGGAAGUUGACUUGGGUCCUGUGCUUAGUGUCAGGCAACUUUCCCCCUCCCCUCCCGGGCGUAGGGUGAUGACAGGACAGGAGGGUAUCACUGCUAAAGUUGAAGACGAAAAGAGGAGGGAUGAAAUACAAUCUACUUAUCAGCAACUGAUGCAAGAAUUGGAAACGGAACGAGAGCGCCGAUGGAAGGCCGAGGAGGCAGCAAAAAAGAUGGCCGACCACAUCCGAGGUCUCCAAACAAAAGCUAAAGAAGAGACGGAAAUGCAAGACAUUGCUAUUCAGGCAUCUUCCAGGUUGAAACAAGCUUUGAUGAAGAGUAAAGAGAUGCAGGGGAGGUUAGAGGAAGAAAAUGCAAGCCUCAAGGAGGAUUUGUUAGAUUACCAGCAGCGGUUGGAGAAGUCCAAGGAGCAGGAGGAAGACCAGAGGAGCACGUUGCGAACUUUAGAGGGAACGGCGGCCAAGCUCGAGACUGAGAAAAUAAAGCAACAUGCACAUGAGUCCAAGUUGACCCAAGAGUCUCAGAUGAGGUGUGCCGCCAUCAGUCGAGAAUUAGAACUUGUGAAGAAUCAGCUGAAGACGACCAAGUCCCAGCUUCAACAACUACAGGAGCUGCUUGCCACACGGGAGCACGAACACAGGAAAGAGUUGUCGAGUCGUUAUACCUUAGAGAGUAAUGAGCUUCAAGAGCUUCUCAGGAAAGAAUCUGCCAGGAUCGAGGAAAGGUUCCAAUGCGAGAUCCGGGCAAAAGAUGAAAGAUACAACACUUUAUUGAGCCAGUACAAUGCUUUGGAAGAUGAAUUUAAGAUGGCGCUCCACAUCGAAGCUGACAGGUUUAACCAGGUCCAGCAAGCAUUUGAACAAGUGAGCGAGGAGUCUUCAUUGAACAAACAAGCAUUGGUAGCAGCCCAAAGAAAGGAUGAGAAAAUGACCAAAACGAUCACAGAAUUGUCAGCGUUGGUGAAAGAGCAGAAGGGUCGGUUGUCCGAAUUGUCGAGGACAAAACAUGACCAGAUUAUGGAUCAAAAGGAGAGGAUUGAGACACUGGAGGCCCAUCUGGAGGAAGCGCGCAAACGGAUGGUGCAAAUGGAACUAUUGAAACAGGAAAAGAACCGACUGCAGUCUCAAGCGGAGGCGCAGGAAUCUGUGAUCGAGGGCCUAAGGAGUGAACGCAAGCUCUGGGGACAGGAGCUAGCACAACAAGGUGCAUCUCUAGCUUCUGAUAGAGGUCGCCUGGAGUCGAAGAUAGAAGGCCAACAGCACGAAGUCAAUUAUCUAAAGAAACAAUUAGAGCGGGAGACAGACUCUGUCCGCAUCAAAUCUAAGAUGAUAGAAGAUCAAACAGAGACAAUCAAGAAACUGAAAGAGGCCGUUGUCGACCGUGAUAAUGAGAUCAAGACCGCAAGAGAAGACGUGUUGAAGUCACAGAAGAGCUUGGAAGAGCAGCUGGCUGAGGAACAGGCCGCUUUCCAGGAUGCACAGGAGAAGAUUGAUCAUCUGACGGAGAGGAAAGAGGAGCUGAAGCACCAAUUGGCCGACCUGCAUCAGGAGUUGGAGGAUGAGCGGGAGGGGAACAGAUCAGUGAACCAAAAAUGGAAGGAGAAGUCGGCCAUGAUCUCGAAUCUCGAGGAGCAGGUGACCCAGAUGAAGGAGAUCUGGGAGAAUAAGGAGGCAAGGCUGAUCGAGGAAAAGGAGAAAGCUGUUCAUGCCGCAACUCUUGCCAUUGAGAAGUUGAGGAGUAUGGACGAUGCGUUUCGGAAGCAGCUGGACGGCAAGGAGCAAAGUCACCGGGAGGAGGUGUCGCGUCUGCUUCAAGAGAAACAGCAGGAAGUCGAUGAACUUCAACACAGGAUUGUCGAAGUUGAAGACGAGAUGAGGAUACUGCUGCAAGAGAAUCAAGAAAACAAACGAGCCAUGGAAAACCGGCUACGCAAAAUGGGGAAGGUGUUCAGUGAGCUGCAGGAGGGCAUGAUAUGAUCAAGAUGAUUUUAGGCAAUGUUUGACGCUGUGGACUGUAGUAGUGAAGCAGUGGGAGGACUCGAGGGACUGGUUACAACGAUAGACACAUAUCAGGCCAGGUCUACAUAAGAUUCAGAUACGUACGAGGCCAGGUUUACAUAAGAUUCAGAUACGUACGAGGCCAGAUUUACAUUGGAUUCAGAUACGUAUGAGGCCAGGUUUAUAUAAAGUGACCUGUGAGUGCCUUUGCAUCCUACUUUUGAAAAUGAGUUGUUUGUUCUGUGUGAAUUCUUUGUAAACAUCCCCUAAGGUGUGUUUGUGAACUUCAUGGAAGCGUGGACUCAUAUUUCAGGUUUUUUACUAGGGAACAUUCCAUGACUAAGGUCUGUUACUGUGGCAUCAGCUGGACUGAUGUAAUUACGCAAUACAUUCAGCGAUAGUGUAUGAAGAGAGGAAGGACUCUCAUGCACUUAUCCUGUAGUUUUAGAUUUGUUGAGCAUUUAUCCAUACAUUGAAUGACUCGAGGACUUGUUUUAUAUGAUUUUAAUUGCAUGUAACUAUUUGGUUUUAUGGAAA